AUGUCCCUCGUGAUCGUUGGCGGGGGCAUAAUCGGCCUGGCCAUCGCAUAUUUCGUGACGUCGUCCGACCCGAGCAGAAAAGUCAUCAUCCUCGACUCGGAGCAGAGCCUGUUCCUGUCAGCGUCUGGGUUUUCGGGCGGGUUCAUCGUGCGCGACUGGUUCGGCGCGGCCGUCCUGCCUCUCGCCGAGCUGUCGUUCCGUCUGCAUCGGGACCUGGCCGAUGCCCACGACGGACGACGUCAAUGGGGAUACACGCCCAGCAUCGGAUACAGUCUGGUCACGCAGGAUCAGGGAUCUGGACAGCAAGUGCGAGGCGAAGAUUGGCUGCUGACUGGCACGAGUCGGGCCGAAGUGGCGCGGAAAUACGCCGGUGCUUCGUUGUCCCCGACGAAUUCAGGCCCAGACCUAGAGUCUACAGGGUCAGAGUCGGACUCGAACAACGCCUGCCGUGAUCGCGAUGCCAACCUUCGACCGGACGGCUCUCCGCUGUGGGCCAACAUACCAGCGGGAGGCGUGUUAGAGAAGAUCUCGAGUCCGGCUGGGUGCGCGCAGGUCGAGCCACGCGAGCUGUGUGAGUGGCUCUUGCAACGCUGCCGGGACCGUGGCGUCCAGCUGUCUCUUUCAACGAAACCUGUCGGCUUCGUGCGCAACGCCGCGGGGAAGGUGGUUGGUGUUCAAGUCCAGAGACGCGCUGCAAAUGAAUCUGAUAUUGCUGGCGCCGGCGUGGGUGUGGACGUGGGCGUGCAGACGCAGACGCAGACGCAAAUGCAAAACGCUCGCAUUCUGUGCAAAGACGUCGUCAUCGCGGCCGGCUGCUGGACGCCGCGCGUCUUCGAAACAUUGACCGGAAAAAAGAUGCAGAUCGGCAUCCGACCGCUGCCCGGUUACAGUAUCACCGUCCGCUCGCCACGGUAUCGUCGUCCAAUCCUCGAACAUGACGAGACCGGCACCGGCCGGAAGGUCGAGACCAGCCACUCCAUCUUCUGUCCUCCGGGCCGCGAUUGGGACUAUUCCCCCGAAGCCAUGGCGAGGCAAACCAAGGAUGGAAUCCCCGAGGUGUACGUGGCGGGCCUCAACAAUGAGAGCCAUCGUCUGCCGGAACUGGCCGGCCAGUCGAAGCGUCUCAUGGAGAAACCCCUGAUGGACCAUCUCAAAAGGACCGCCGUCAAUUUGGCAGGCAAGAUCCAAGGCCAGGGUCAGUCACCACCCAUCGAUGAUCUCCACGUGGUCAGAGAAGCUCUCUGCUUCAGGCCCGUUUCCGACAGCGGCAAACCCAUCAUAUCUCGUGUGGACAACAUCGCCACCGCCGCCGGCGGCGGCCUGUAUGUGGCCAGUGGCCAUGGUCCUUGGGGUAUCACUUUGUCUCUGGCCACGGGUUUCGUCCUGGCAGAGGUGCUGCAGGGUAAGACCCCGACCGUCGCUUUGGAUGAAUUUACUCUGCGGCCACAAAGAUCAGAGUACCUGCAGUCGAUGCUGUGA
This is a messenger RNA of Exophiala dermatitidis NIH/UT8656, 1479 nucleotides long. RefSeq lists its product as uncharacterized. The transcript has a single exon. Gene Ontology annotation, biological process: retrograde transport, endosome to Golgi. Lineage: Eukaryota; Fungi; Ascomycota; Eurotiomycetes; Chaetothyriales; Herpotrichiellaceae. The record is from RefSeq and is a predicted model, not a curated record. The coding region runs from base 1 to 1479 and encodes 492 amino acids. Gene Ontology annotation, cellular component: cytoplasm; late endosome. Gene Ontology annotation, molecular function: oxidoreductase activity.